Molecule: messenger RNA, 576 nt
Organism: Nipponia nippon (crested ibis)
Lineage: Eukaryota; Metazoa; Chordata; Aves; Pelecaniformes; Threskiornithidae
Source: RefSeq, a predicted model, not a curated record
CCCCGCCCCGCCUGCAAGAUGCCCGAGGAGCUGCGCUUCUCCGAGGAGCUGGCGGCCGCCACCGCGCUGGACCUGGGCGCCCCCAGCCCCCCCGUGGCCGAGGAGGCUGCCUUUGCCCUGCCGCUGAUGGCCGAGGCGCCGCCGGCCGGGCCGCCCAAGGAGACCGGCGGCGGCGGGCUGGAGCUCAAGCCUGAGCCCUUCGAUGAGCUGCUUUUCUCCACGGGGCCGCGGGAGGCCUCCCGCUCCGUGCCCGACAUGGACCUGCCUGGGGCCUCCUCCUUCUACGCCUCGGACUGGGAGUCGCUGGGGGCCGGGACCAGCGGUGAGCUGGAGCCCCUCUGCACCCCUGUGGUGACCUGCACCCCCUGCCCCAGCACCUACACCUCCACCUUCGUCUUCACCUACCCCGAGGCGGACGCCUUCCCCAGCUGCGCUGCCGCGCACCGGAAGGGCAGCAGCAGCAACGAGCCCUCGUCCGACUCCCUCAGCUCCCCCACCCUCCUGGCCUUGUGAGGGGCUCCAGCACUGACUGAUCCGCCGGGCCCCCUCCCCUGCCUGCGCACCCCCACGGACUCG